This is a messenger RNA of Acaulospora colombiana, 2799 nucleotides long. The record is from the annotation of a GenBank genome assembly. NCBI's taxonomy places the organism in Eukaryota, Fungi, Glomeromycota, Glomeromycetes, Diversisporales, Acaulosporaceae.
CCCAUUGACCUUAACGAAAUCAAAGGAAAACGUUUGGAUGAGUCUCUUUGGGAGAGUGGCGAUGCUAUAGUCUACGAGUACCGUUCACUGGACACUUGGACUGUGGACAUGACCUCUUUGGAACUCGCCAAGAGGACGCGUACGGCACCUACUACCAGUAGCGCUCCAACUUUCUUUAAUACAGAAGCAUUUAAAGCAAAGUAUAAUUCGUCUGCUCAUAAUGCUAUCAAGCCCAUAUCACCCGGCACUGGAUUCACACCUACCAGCUCACACAGCACAACGAAUGGCGUGUACCAGGAUGAAUUGAAUCCCACCAACCCUUUGGGAAUGAAAGGAGCGAUUGCCGAGUCGUUUGGAAAUGUCUUGGACAAAUUGUGGCAUCCAAUCAGUUAUGCAUUUGCACCACGCGAAUUCAAACUUCAACUGCAACACUUUGCUCCUCAAUUUAGUGGUUAUGCACAGCACGAUACCCAAGAGUUCCUAGCCUUUCUUCUUGAUGGCCUGCACGAAGAUCUUAAUCGUGUUCUCAAAAAGCCCUAUGUUGAAAAUCCGGAUUGGAACGGAGGCGGCGACAAAGAACUCGUACAACAUGCGACUACCGCCUGGGAAGGCUAUAAGAAGCGUAACGACAGUGUUAUAGUCGAUCUCUUCCAGGGACAAUAUAAGAGCACUCUUGUUUGUCCCGAAUGUGAAAAGCAAAUAUGCAUAGAAGUCUUUGGUCACAAAAUCUACAGAGACUAUGAAGAUCAUAAUCCCCUUGGGGACAUUACUGAUAGGGAUGUUAUAGUGCUCUACGAAUUGCCUUGUCCAGCUCGUGGCAGUCAAUCAACCAACAACAGUCCUCCAGAGUUCAUCCCCGUUGUCGUUUAUCAUUCCAACGGUAAUUCCAGAACAUAUGCGCCGGACCUAUUCGGCAUCCCCCUCUAUAUCGCCUUUACCCACGAAGAAGCAUGCAGCGAACAAGCCAUCUAUGCGAAGCUAGUUCAACAUUAUGCUCCGUGGACUGUGCAUGCCGAACAGCUAUAUAAACGGCGUGUAGAGAUUCCCGAAGCUACAAACGCCACUCCCGAUGCUUCAUCCGAGGAACAGGCGGGCGAAGAGCAGGCAGAACAGGAUGUCGUAGAUAUGAAGCCUGGCGUCGAGGAGGACGCCGAUAUGCUCCCUAAAUCUGAGAAUGCCUCCGAGCAAGGGGAGACAAUCACUAAUUUAGGACCACAAGAUAAUCUAUUUACUAUCAAGGUCUAUCCUCCUCCUACGCAGUACAGCAAGUAUGGUAUGACUACCAGCCUCUUGAAUGACCCCCUCCGCGGCCUGGGCGAAUCCUUGGCCACUCGUGCUACUACCAAGAAAAAGUGGACUCCAUUUGGAUGGUCACCUUCCGCAAAUGAAGAAUCGGAAGCCCAGCCAGCUGUACAGCUUCUCAACCCUGAAGAUUCGAUCCUUUGUGAAUGGGAUGGUAAUAUGGUGGACUUCUACUUCGGCCCGAUGAGAAGGGGUUAUAAAGUAGAUGACCAAAAUCUAUGGGAACAAUGGGAUACAUUUGAACAUCCAGACUAUAUCGCUGCAACUAGAGCGCGUAAGGCAACUAAAGAGCGGGGCAUCUCGCUCGAGGACUGCCUGGACGAAUUCACCAAAGAAGAAAUGCUUGGAGAGGACGACCUCUGGUACUGCCCAAGGUGCAAAAAGCAUCAACAAGCGACUAAAAAGUUCGAACUUUGGAAGGUACCAGAUAUCCUGGUGGUACACCUCAAGCGCUUCAGCAACUCCCGGUUCUUGCGUGACAAGAUUGAUGCCCUCAUCGACUUCCCAAUUGAAGACCUGGACCUUACUGAACGAGUUGAGGAGAGGCUGGUCAUUAAAAAAUGGAUAGAAGAGGGAAAAGACCUCGAAGAACUAGGUGCCACGGAUACCAACACCUCUGAACCGCUAGUCUAUGACCUUUUCGCCGUUGACGAGCAUCUUGGAGGUCUGGGUGGUGGGCACUAUCGGGCGUACGCCAAGAAUUUCGAGGAUGAUACUUGGUAUCACUUCGACGACACUCAUGUCAGCGCAAGUAAGGCCAGAGAUUCCGUUAACCGCAACGCCUACGUCUUAUUCUACCGCCGGAAAGUGGAUAGACCACUGGGUGGGGUCACGCAUGAGAAAGUGGAAGCGUACAAGAGUAAAAUGAGCUCAAAGCCAGAAGGGGAUGAGGAAGUCACGAUGAACGACGGUGUUAAUGGAGCUCCGACGUCCAAGUCUGAGCAACCUGUGGAAAUGGAGUACCGAUCCUUCAAUACUCGCGCGCUCUCCCCUGACCAUUCACCAUUAGACCACAAAGACUACUUCAAUGACUAUGAGGGCUCUAGCUCUCGCAUCCUUCCCGACUUAGAUAUGGAUCCGUUUGGCCAUAGCUCAAGCCCUCCCCCAUUUGAGGAUACGUUAUCUGAUACCAUGUUGAACGAUUUCCGGUUGAACUACACACAACCCUACGUACGAAAUGGUGCAUCUUCUUCCAACGAAGCUAAUUCACCGGCAUCGUCACCUGAUGCUGGUGCUCUGCAUGGACCGUGGCCCCCUGAGGAUGACACAAUGAACCACAUCCCUGAUUUGGACGACAUUGACACGUACUCUCACCAUUAUUCUGGCCCUCGUAACCGUGUAGAGGACAUUGACUCGGACAAUCUUGACGAUGACCCAUCCCCUCCAAACGCUUUGACCACAUCUGAAUCUGCUGUACCUCCAUCUGCCUCCCCUACACCUGCCAGAGAAACUGCGCCGUCCCCGCCUUCUGUUCAUAAUGGGGAUGAGCACCCCUGA